Molecule: messenger RNA, 1455 nt
Organism: Ogataea polymorpha
Lineage: Eukaryota; Fungi; Ascomycota; Pichiomycetes; Pichiales; Pichiaceae
Exons: 1
Coding region: 683-1402 (239 amino acids)
Biological process (GO): RNA processing
Cellular component (GO): nucleus
Molecular function (GO): mRNA binding
Source: RefSeq, a predicted model, not a curated record
CAAAGGUAAGACCUAACAUUUGAAUUGCUAAUACUAGGUUGCACAAUUGCCCCAACCAUCGUUUGAUUUGCCGGAUCUGGCUGGCUACCACCAGAUCAAGCAGAUAAACACCGAGCUGGAGGGAGAACGAUAUAUUCAAUUGAACGUGCAAAGUACCCCUGAAUGGAUAAACUACGUUUGUGAACUUCUGAAAAAGAGCGAUGCACUAGGAAUUGUGGCCAUUCUAGAUUGUGCUUACCAGUUCGGGUCUGCUGAUAUAGUGAACUCUGGUCUUCAUCAGAUCAAAGAAAUGUUGCAAAAAGAUAAUUCAGGCACGGAACUAGGCGAGUUGCUAAGCCGAGUAGUUGUUUAUGAUGAUUUUGAGAACCUUGGUGACGUGAACAGGUUGCUGAGCAACAUCUUGGAUAUGAUACCGACACAGUUACAGGACCGACCUCUAAAUUGCAUACUCGUCUCCAAUACAUCGAUUUUCUAUUGGAAUCUCCGCGAUAAGGAGAACUUUGAUGAACUUGCCGAGCUCCAUCGCGUAUGCAGGCAAUUAUCCUCGAAACUCGGGUGCUACGUUCUGUCGAGCCGAAGUCUCUUCGAAUAAGACAUGCUUUAUACACCCAUACACCGCAAACUAUCUUGGAAUAAAAUUUUUUUAGAUCGACAUACGGAUCAAGAAAAUCAUUUGGACAGAAUGGCCACCGAAGACCUCAAACCCAAGAUUCUUUCGCAGGUCGAGUUCUACUUCUCGGACUCGAACCUUUUGAAUGACAAGUUUCUCUUCACCACUCAACAAGCCAACGACGGCUGGGUUCCAAUUAGCGUCAUUUCGCAAUUCGAGCGUAUGAAGAAGUACAGACCGAUCGAGACCAUUGUCGAGGCUCUGAGACAGUCUGAGAGCCUAUUGGAGGUCUCUGAGAAUGGUGAGAUGGUGAGAAGGAAAACUCCAUUGCCAGCAAACCAGAACGAGGUCCAGGUUGCAAUCAACAAGAGAAGCGUUUUUGUCGAGCAUUUGCCCGAGGAUGCCACUUUGGACGAACUCAUUGAGUUCUUUGGAAAGUUUGCCCCUGUGAACCAAGUCCGAAUGAAGAAAAGGGAUAAAAAGUUUGUUGGAUCUGUUUUUGUUGAGUUCAAGAAGGAAGAGGACGCAAAGAAAUUCGUGGCCGCCGAGGAGAAGCCAAAGUACAACGACAAGGAGCUCAAUGUGAUUAGCAAGGUCAGCUAUGACGAAUAUAAGGCUCAGAAGUUUGGUGAGAGAAGAGGCGGCCGUGGCAGAAAGGAAAAAUACAGAAAAGACGACCAGAAGGACCGUAAGAGGGAAGAGUCUCCAAAAAGAGAGGGAAGAAGCGAGAAGGAAGACAGAAAUGACACGAAGGAGGAAAAAGAGCCAGAGGACGACAAGAAGGAAGAGUAAUGUAUACUACGUAUCUAGAUUGAAUGUGCUUACAUAAUGCUAAACGGUGACAC